GAUGUCUCCACAGCCAUCUAGGGUGAAUAGAUCAUAUUCAAAGGAUGUUGCUCUUCUUAAAUCUCCGAGUUCUGGUGUAGAUGUUAUGAAGGAAUGGAGGAAGAAAUUUGUUGCUGCAAGUUCUCUUGAAGUCUCAAAUGCACCAGCAACUGUUCAUGCAAGCAUAGGUGAAUCUGUAAGUGCAGAUCCUAAUGUUAUUGUGCCUAAUGUGAUUCAUGAGAUAUCAGUUGAAUCUGUUUCUGUUCCCAAUGUUGAACCUCAUGUUGAGACAUUAGUUGAGACUACUUCAGAUGUGAAUAUGGAACCCUCUGCUAGAAAUCCAAACCCCAUUGUUGACACAUCUGAACUUGAUCUCCAAAUCCAUCAAUCUGCCUUGGGUUCUGAACCAUCUACCGUUUGUAAGAAGUCAGUUAUUGAAAGUGUUCAUGAAUUGUUGUCAUUCUGGUCUUAGAAGUGAUGGUUUGUUUAUGCUGUGCUACCUUUGCCAAAUUUGUGUUAAAAAGGGGGAGUAGUUUGGUGAAGAAUCUGUGUUGUUUCUGUUGCUGUGAAGACUAUGUGUGAUUUGCAAGUGUUAGCUUUGGUCUGUAAUAAGUUGAAGACUCUUUCAAGACAAGGCUAGUAACUGGUUUAUGUUCAAGCUGCUACUGUUCAAGUUGCUACUGGUUUUCUAGUUUACACUUGUUGGAUAGUUAGUGUGUGUGCUGCUAUGCAUAUGGUAUUUAUACUUCAAGCAGUCCACAUGGAUGCAUC
Lotus japonicus is the source of this 750-nucleotide messenger RNA. RefSeq lists its product as uncharacterized. The transcript has a single exon. The coding region runs from base 2 to 451 and encodes 149 amino acids. NCBI's taxonomy places the organism in Eukaryota, Viridiplantae, Streptophyta, Magnoliopsida, Fabales, Fabaceae. The record is from RefSeq and is a predicted model, not a curated record.